This is a messenger RNA of Fusarium pseudograminearum CS3096, 633 nucleotides long. RefSeq lists its product as uncharacterized. Gene Ontology annotation, cellular component: mitochondrion. The coding region runs from base 1 to 633 and encodes 210 amino acids. Lineage: Eukaryota; Fungi; Ascomycota; Sordariomycetes; Hypocreales; Nectriaceae. Gene Ontology annotation, biological process: regulation of lipid metabolic process. The transcript has 2 exons. The record is from RefSeq and is a predicted model, not a curated record.
AUGGUUCCCCUCCCCCUCUUCAAGCUUGCAUCACUGCUUGUGAGACAUGUCUCCAAGUAUGGCGCGAACCACAUAAAAGCUCAAGCUCAUGAUCACCCUCGAUUCCGAGCGUUCGCCGCUCGUUAUGGACAAUACAUGCAUCAAUUGAACAUGCGGGUGUCGGUUGCAUUAUUACGAGACCCAGAAGCGGAGCGAAGAGCAAAGGAAAAGGCCGCGGCACCGACAGUCAAAACCGAAGACCAGCAGAAGCGCGACGACCAACUUAAGCAGAAGCCAGAAGUCAUCAAGAGCGGUUUAACCUUUCAAAAUAUAUGGCGACGAAAAUUCAGGUCGCUCCCAGAAAAUAAGGCAGUGGAUUUGUUCGCUGACGUUAUUGGCGAUGCCUUCAUUCUCUCGGUGGCCAUCGCUCUUAUUGUCUACGAAACUUGGAGGACAUCGAAGAAGCCUGAUAUCAACAAAAUGCGAAUAGAAGAGCUGGACCAAAAGUUAGAAGACCUCAGGAAGAGGGAGGAGGAACUAGAGGAGGCGGAAAAGAAGCAGAAGGAACGAUAUGAAAGCUUGGAGGAGGCUCUGCGUGGACUGAAGGAUCCCAAAACGAAGCAGCCCUUCUUCCCAACGUUGCAAGCCUCAUGA